CCAACACUGCUUUUCAGUGGUAACAGAGAUUACCGGUACCGGUAUCGUGCACCAAGCAUUCCCGACCUGUCGUCCUGCUCCAUUCCUUCUGGGAUUCUCUUAUCGUCCAGUGUUCCAUACCCACAUAAGCGUGGGGGAAAAAUCGAGAGAAGAGGAAGAGGGAAGACGGGAGAAAAGGGAAAAAAACAGAAAAAAUAAAAUAAAAAAACAAAAGCAAAAGGGACCGGAAGAGGGAAAAUAAGCCUCCGGAGACCUACAGACUUCUGCUCCCUCGCAAUACCUCUUAAGAGACUCACAAAUCGCACUCCUUCAUCUUCACACUUCGAGUACGGUAUCAACACCACUGCUUUAACUGUUCCCCUGCACCUUCAGCGAGCUUCUUCCCUCCGGUUUUCGAGGUUGUGACCACGUUCGCAAUCUUUGGCGUUGGUGUGUGAAAGGAUCUUCAUCAUCCCGUCUCGGCUCUGAUCUCUCCCUCUCCUUUCCUCUCUAUCACCGAAAAUGGCCAAACCGCGAAGAAACGUCAAAUUCGCCCACCGCUCACAAAUCGGCACAUCCAACGACUCAAGCGCAAGGCGAAGUAGCUUUUCAAGUGAAGACGGUGUUAUCAGUCCCUCACGAUCAGCGCUUCAUGUAGAUGGAACAGACACAGGUGCAAAUAGGUCUCCUGUGAUACAGGAGGAGCCUCCCCCACUUUCAGAGUAUGAGAAGAAGAAGCAAACCUUCAUAACACGGACAAUAUGGACGCUCUUAAUGAUAGCACUUUUUUUCGCCGCCAUGGCCGCGGGCCACAUCUAUCUAGUGAUCCUGGUCACGGCUGUUCAGGUAAUAACAUUCAAGGAAGUCAUCGCUAUCGCAAAUGUCCCUUCUCGUGAGAAGAAACUGCAGUUCACCAAGAGUUUAAAUUGGUACUUCCUGGCUGCCACCAUGUACUUUUUGUAUGGUGAGAGUGUAAUUUACUACUUCAAACAUAUUGUCGUGGUUGAUGCAUUUCUGUUACCCUUUGCAACCCAUCACAGAUUUAUCAGCUUCGUACUCUACAUAAUAGGAUUUGUCUUUUUUGUUGCCUCUCUUAAGAAGGGACACUACAAAUUCCAGUUUACGCAGUUCGCAUGGACCCACAUGGCUCUAUAUCUGGUUGUGGUCCAAGCGCACUUUAUCAUGAACAAUAUUUUCGAGGGAAUGAUUUGGUUCUUCCUCCCAGUGUCCCUAGUAAUCACCAAUGAUAUCUUUGCCUACAUCUGCGGAAUCACAUUUGGGCGCACCCAACUCAUCAAAAUCUCCCCCAAAAAGACGGUGGAGGGCUUUGUCGGUGCCUGGGUUUGUACUAUUUUUUUCGGAUUGGCCAUGACAAACAUCCUGAUGCGAUACAAGUACUUUAUCUGUCCGGUCAAGGAUCUCGGGUCCAAUGCAUUCACCGGACUUGAGUGUGAUCCCAACCCGGUUUUCCUCAAGCAUGAAUACCAGCUUCCGUUUUUCCUGCAACCAAUCCUUGGCACAGCUGUAAAGGUUCAGCCUAUGCAAUUCCAUAUCCUCGUGAUGGCUACUUUUGCUUCAUUGAUCGCACCUUUUGGAGGAUUUUUCGCCAGUGGACUCAAGAGGACCUUUAAAAUUAAAGAUUUCGGAGACCUUGUUCCGGGUCACGGUGGUAUCACUGAUCGAAUGGAUUGUCAGUUCAUCAUGGGCUUCUUCUCUUACAUGUACUACCAAUCCUUCAUCGCUGUAAACCAUCGUGCGAGCGUCGGCGGUAUACUCGAGACUGCAAUCACAAGUCUCUCCCCCGAAGAGCAGCUGGAAGUUGUAGAACGGUUAGGGAGAUACUUGGUGGGCCAGGGAAUCGUUGGCGAUAAGCUUCUCGAGUGCUGGAACAGCGCCGUCAACGGCUAUUAGAUUAGGACAGGAUACGCCAAUUCUUCUUCACUUAUAAUUAAUCAUUAGACGAAAUCAUAGCAAACAAAAAAAGUUAUUGUAUGAUGGGUUUCUUUCUUUCUUUUUUAAUGAAUGGAAACACAAAGCUGGAGGGAAAUGAAAGGAACUGCCAAGGCGAAAUCUCUCGGUCGAGAAUCGAUUAGGAGUAGAAGAGGGCAGACGUAAAUAUCACGAAUUGGUCGGUGUUCAACAUGGAUGGGUAUUGCGGGUUCGUUUUGCGCUGUGUUGCGGGGUGCGUUUUGGAAUCAAUCGAAGAAAAAACAAAUCAGGGUUCAGAGAUCGGCGGGUGAUUGGUCAGGUGUAUCGCUUCGCUUUGUCUUGCUCUGCUUUACUUUGAGGGGUUUGGAGACUGUACAUUAUUUUACUUUCUCUUAUUUCAAGGGGUUUUCUCUCCUCCUUCCCCUUUCUCUCAUUUUCUCUUCUCCUUUCCUCCUGGUAUCGGUUUUUGGGCCUAUUUUCUCACUUCAUAUUCAUUUGUACCCCUCUUGUUUUAUUCUUUUUUUCUGGUACGAUUUCUCUUCACAUUGAUUUUUAGCAGGUGUGUUACCACUCUUACCACUUCUGUCUGCUCUUCCAGUUGUCUGUGUAUCUGGACGCGUUCAACUGGGGGGGAGAUGGGUUUCCACAAGGUGCUUUGUUGGUUUACAGUACGCUGUUAUUCCCUCACUGGGG
Tuber melanosporum (Perigord truffle) is the source of this 2601-nucleotide messenger RNA. RefSeq lists its product as uncharacterized. The record is from RefSeq and is a predicted model, not a curated record. Gene Ontology annotation, cellular component: endoplasmic reticulum membrane. Gene Ontology annotation, molecular function: phosphatidate cytidylyltransferase activity. The transcript is spliced from 6 exons. The coding region runs from base 502 to 1890 and encodes 462 amino acids. Lineage: Eukaryota; Fungi; Ascomycota; Pezizomycetes; Pezizales; Tuberaceae.